CAGAGCCAGAGAGACCCCACUGCCAACAUGAGGAUCCUUCUGCUUUUUGGAUUGGUGGCUGUUGCCCUUGGUGAUGUGGCUCGCUUCGAUGGGUAAAUCUCCAGUAAUUUUAAAAAUGAAAACCAUAUCUUUAACAAUCAUAAGUAACAGAUGCUACAAAAUUAAGACAUUGUUGUGCUUUUCAGGAUGUAACACUGAGUAAAACACCGACUCCAUCAAAAGAACAAACUGCACUUUGACUUCUAUUCUUUCGCUAGUUAUUUUAGGACCUUUUUUUUCUCAGAAAAUAACAGGUAAACUCUUAGAUUAUGUGCCUGCUUCAGUGUAACACUGUUCAUUGAAAGUUCGUCUAUUUGAAUAUACAGAUCCACGAGUGAACCAUGUCAAAAAGUGAGAGUCAUUUUAAUAAAGGAGAUUUCUGAACAUUUUUCCUUGAUCAGAAUAGCAGACUGCUCUUCUUAAAGGCUCCACGAACAUUUACACUUACAAGUACUCUUAGGCCUCUCACAGACCAUUUGUAUGCAGUAAUUUCAACUUCAUUAAACAACCCUAUUUUAUAAAAUAAGGAUAUAUAGUGGAAUUGACCCAGAACAGGUCAGCGAACACCAAAAAGUAUAGCUAUAGUAUGCUAAGGUUUUGCUGAAAAAAGGCUUGUUAGUGUUAAACUUUUUACUCCUACCUUUAUCUCACCAGAGAGAAAGUCUUCCGUCUGAGGCCCACUAUUGAUGAGCAUGUGAACCUCAUUAAGGACCUGGCCAAGACCAUUGAGGUACACCACACUUACAAAAAAACAAAGUCCACCUGUAACACUUUUGUUAGUCUCAUUACAGGUGUUGAACUGCUGUGGUCAUGGUGAAAAGGGCUGCUUUGGACGCUCUUCUCUGUAGUGUUGCUAUGAACUUACUGCAUCUGUUCUCAGAUCUGAAUAUUUUGUUUAAUCAAACCCUUACUUCCAGGACAAUUUCAUCAAAAACUGUCUAUAAUUGGUGUCUAUAAUUGGUGCACUGACUAAAUAAGACUAUCUUUCAGUGCGACAAAGUUUGGCAACAGAGAGGCUCGUUGUUGUAGUAGGGUUCUAUCUGAACGUGUUCAAGUGUUUGACUUUGGCGCCAUCUGCAGGUCGACUUCUGGAAACCCGAGAGCCCUGAGCUGGUGACCAUUGACAUUGAUGUGGACAUCCAUGUGCCUGCCAAGUACCUGGAUAUGGUGUACACCUACCUGCAGCAGGGUGACAUCGAAUAUGAGUAGGUUACAAGACAAAGAUUAAAAAUAAAAGCAAUAAACAGACUUAAAAUUUGUCAGAACACAUGAAAUAAAAUCAUCUUUAACACUUUCUCUUUUCAUCCGUCUUCAGGGUCCUCAUUGAGGAUCUGCAGGAGGCCGUUGAAGCCCAGGCCGAUGAUGGACCCACCCCCAGAGCCCACAGCUACACCAAGUACAACAGCUGGGACAAAGUAAGAGCCAAAUGAUCUUCAGUUGUCUCUUUUUGGACUUGACUUUUGUGUCCUAUUCUCAUCUACUUCCCUUUCAAUUUUCAGGUCCAGUCCUGGAUCGCCUCUAUUGCCUCCUCCAAUGCCAAUUUGAUCAGCAAGCAGGUGAUUGGAAACACCUACGAGGGACGCCCCAUGACUGUCCUGAAGGUAUUUCAAGUAAUAUUUACCAUAUUAGUCCCUCGAUUUACAGAAUAUACAAGCAUAUCUAAUAGAUGUUUUGGAUUAUUAAUCACAGCUCGGUAAGAAGUCCAGCUCCACCAAGCCUGCCAUCUUCUUGGACUGUGGUAUCCAUGCCAGAGAGUGGAUCUCUCCUGCUUUCUGCCAGUGGUUCGUGAAGGAGGUAAGGAAGACAUCUAAAUGGAUAUAGAAAAGUUUAAAGAUCUUACUUUUAGCAUUGAUAGUAACGGAAAUGUUUUUACUCCAACUUCCCUCAGGCUCUGUCCACCUAUGGCAGCGACUCUCAGAUGACCAGCCUGCUCAACCAGAUGGACGUCUUUGUUCUGCCCGUCUUUAACAUCGAUGGUUAUGACUACACCCACAAGAGCGUAUGUUACAGCCCUGUGCCUUAAGUUUCAUUUUGGACUGGUAAAACUAUUGUUCAUCCUAAAUAAUUUGUCUGACAUAAUUGUUUCGUGUCCUUUGGGGCUUUAGAACAGGAUGUGGAGGAAGACACGCUCUAGGAAGUCUGGAUCCAGCUGCACUGGAGCUGAUCCCAACAGGAACUUCGACGCUGGCUGGUGCUGUAAGUGCAACAAUACAAACUGUUCGAUCUCAAAGGGGCACUAUAGUCAUUGUAUGCUGCCUGGCUGUAAUGACUGAUGCAUGACUUUUAGAAGAAUAUAAACAAGUCACACCAAUAAGAAAACUUUAAUUCUACACUGCCUGCAGUGUAACAAGGAAGCAAUCUACAUUACACUUGCACACAUCAACAUAUUUUUAAUCUCCAUGUCAGGAAGCAGGUUAUUAGUAGCUGCAUUUUCUUUAAUUUUCCCAACAAUACAGCAACCUUGCAUACAAACAGUGCAGAUUGAGGAGAAUGGAAGGACAAAGAUAAUCUAAUUUAACCUUAAUUUAUUUUAAUGUUUUCUUAUUUCAGCCAUGGGAGCCUCCUCCAACCCCUGCAGCGACACCUUCUGCGGUUACACUCCCGAGUCUGAGAUCGAGGUCAAGAAUGUCGCCGACUUCAUCCGUAGGAACAAGUCUAUCAUCAAGGCUUACCUCACCAUCCACUCCUACUCUCAGCUGCUGCUCUUCCCUUACUCCUACACCUACGCCCUGGCUGCUGACCACAGCGAGCUGGUAAGUCAGCAUUAUCUGACAUACAGAGCUACAUCAUGGGUGCAGCUACCAUAUAAAUUAACAUGCUUAGUCAGCCACAUUGACUAUAUAAUUAUACAUCAUGGCAGUGUCACAUAUAUCGCUAUAGUGCUGCUGCCUUGUGUUUGCAGGAGUAGAGGAAACACAUGGAUUAAGUCAUCAGAUUAUAAUACUUUAAUUUUGAUUGAUUUAACUGUUGUUUUAUUUGGCUCAAAGCUGUUUACUUAUCACUGCAAAAUAGAACAAGGUAGUACAAUGUUCAAGGAUUCAAGGGAUUCAAGGAACACAUCUUUGACAGCCUGUAGUACGAAAUUAGUACCCAGGUCCAAUUCCAAGCCAAGAAUAAAAUACAAUACAAUAAAUAAAAAAUAAUACAAUAGAUAAAAUACAAUAAAAUACCAAAGAGCAAAAUGUAAACAUAUUUAAGUAAAUAUGAAAUGAGCCCUGUUGCACUAAAAUUCCUGUGUGAAAGCAGCAGCUUGGCUUGUGAUAUAUUUGGUGGAAUUUCCUCCUGUGAGGAAGGAGACUCUAAUUAAUGAUUCUUAUCAGUAGACUAAUGGACAGAUUGACAAUUUUUGUCUUUCUUUAGUUACCUUUCCUACUUUUUUAUGUUUCUUGUCCAUAUAUAUUUAUGUUUUUGUCUAAGAUUAAGCAGAAACUGAUACAGCUUAUUACAGAUAACAAGCUUUAGAAAUAGCUAAAACAAUUACGGCUCGACCCGACUUUCCAUUUAAUAUCAAACAGACAAAUAUUAUGGAUAAAAAGAUUUAUUUUAUCCAUUUAACAAUGAUUUCUACCCAUAGAAGUGAUUUUUUAAGGUACAGACCAUGAAAUGUUUUUAAAAACUGCAUAUCUUUAAAAAGCAGCGUUGAAGUCCAACAUUCACAACAAGUCCUUUUUUAAAAGAGUGAAUAAAUUGAUAAUAAAAUAUAUCUCCAAAGGUGUUUCCAAAAGCUUAAGCAAGAAAUCAUCCCAGUCCCAUUAUGUCUGUUAUCUAAAGCCCACACUUAGCUGCUGCAAAUCAUUUACUCCCUGCUCACAUGCCUCACUCUCAUGGCUCUUUUACCUCUCACUGGGGUGUCCAAGGGCUGCACAGUUAACACUUACACCCCAGCUCCAGCUCUCACACUGACUGAGGCACAUCACACGUCUCUGCCUCUCUAUUACUCACAUGUAAUUUAAGCUCUCCUCUGACACUUUGCACAUCAAAAGAACUCCAGGGAUCUGUCAUAACUCAUCUGUGCAACCAGAAAUAUAAUUUCCUGUUUGUGCAUUUCUCUGAGAGACUUCAUUUCCUCUUGAAGCUCACCAAAGCUUUAGUAUAUUCUGUAAUAUCAGGGAAAAAUGCUGCAUUUGAAGUGCAAUGGAUGUUAAAUGUUAUACUGCAGAAAACACAUUUUCAUCAUUUCAACCAACUUAAUUUAGAAAUAAUGACUCAGGCUUUUACUUAGAUCUAAAUUUACGCUCCUAAGAAAUGAAACACACCAUUACUCAGUCAAAAACUCUCAGAUGUUAAAAUCACUUAGGUUAGGGUGACCAUUAGCUUUUGGUUGCUGCAGAUUAAAUUUGCUAACUUGAGACAUAGCUGUGAAGUUUACACAUGCUCCCUGGAUCUAAAAAUGUACUUUUAACACGCUGUUAACUCAUACUUUGAACAAUUUUGUUUAUUUUUCCUUUAAUAUAUCUUUUUUUCUAUACUUCAGAUGGAGGUUGCUGAGGGAGCUUCCUCUGCUCUGCGUAGUCUGUAUGGUACCCGCUACACCAGUGGACCUGGUGCUACCACCAUCUGUAAGUACUUACAAUAUUGAAGUGGGUUUGUUUCUAUUGAGAAGGAAGCUUAAAAGUCUAUUUCCUGCUUACUAUAAUGUGUUAUACAUGUUCAGAAUUCACACACUUUUUAAGAGGUUGAAAAUGACUGACAGAAUUGACUUUAACUUUCUCUUUUUUCUAUAAAAAUAGACAUAUUGGUCCUUUAAAGGCAGUAUUUGUCUAAAAAUAUGUCAUUCCAUGUCAUAGGCAUAUUUUUUAGCAUACAUUUUAAAAUCUGAAUAAUCCUCCUCCUCUUCUCCACCCGUAGACCCUGCUGCUGGAGGCUCUGACGACUGGGCCUAUGACCUGGGAGUGAAGUAUUCCUACACCUUCGAGUUGCGUGACACUGGUCGUUACGGCUUCCUGCUGCCCGAGUCUCAGAUCAAGCCCACAUGCGAGGAGACCAUGCUGGCCGUCAAGUACAUCGCCGCCUACGUGCAGAAGAACCUCUAUUAAAGAGCUGAACUGCUAGGACCCCUGCCAACUCGGCUUUUCUGUACCAGCCCCCAGCCCCUCCAAUCGCUCAGCCAUCUUCAGCCUGUAACCAUGGAUACGGGCACCACCCGCCAUGUUUCCUUGCUGUGCUUGACAGAAUGUCAAGAUGAGUGCAAACAAUAAAAUCAAUGAUCCAUUCUCACAUGCUGAAUCAUUUUUAUGUGUGUAUGAUAAUAUAGUGUUUGAUGGAGUGAAUCUUUAUCAUUUGUAUGAUAAUACACAACAAAACAGUGAAAUUGGCUGAAUAAAAUAAUGAUUACACUUUACAGGGUAUCCCUAAUAGGCCAUAAAACUUGUCUGCUGCCUUUAUGAUAUAAAAAAAUACAAUAAAAUCAUACAGUGUGUUGCCUUAACUAAUUCUGCAUACACACAUGUACACUAGAUGAUGUGUCUUCUUGUAAAAGUAGAUUAAAAAUAUCCAUUUAUGUACUGUUUGAACCUAGGUUAUCCCUAUGGUCAAACUGGAACUCUUCCAACAGUGGAGGCUGGGUGGGUGGGGGGUAUCAGCCUUUUAAGAUAUUCAGCCAGCAGCCCAGUACGUGACGACCCCAGAGUACUCCUUGGCAGCGUCUGUGUUCUGCCAAGCAUCUGUCCGAGUGGAGAGAAAAUAAAGGAGCCAAAGAGCAGCAGGGAGUUCAAAAAGCCAUGGCACAUAUUUGUGAAGCAGAAGGUAAAAGAAUAAACUUCAGUGACUGAUGUUGCUGCUG
Messenger RNA from Xyrichtys novacula (pearly razorfish), 5821 nucleotides. Lineage: Eukaryota; Metazoa; Chordata; Actinopteri; Labriformes; Labridae. The record is from the annotation of a GenBank genome assembly.